This is a messenger RNA of Sporothrix schenckii 1099-18, 1380 nucleotides long. RefSeq lists its product as uncharacterized. The transcript has a single exon. The record is from RefSeq and is a predicted model, not a curated record. Bases 1 to 1380 code for a protein of 459 amino acids. NCBI's taxonomy places the organism in Eukaryota, Fungi, Ascomycota, Sordariomycetes, Ophiostomatales, Ophiostomataceae.
AUGAGCGUCACAGGCUCAAGGGCUGCCGGCAUGGUGGCCCAGAACUGGAGAUGCAGUUACCAGACCUCCAUGGUACUGUCAUCUGUGUCUCGACCACAUCAUCCAUGUGUCGCUGCUAGCUGCUUCAGACGGGCUCUCUUUCAGGCGACACCACCUCGCAUGAAGCGGCCACCGGCCAAGGAACCGGCAUCAAAACAGCCACCGGCGGAGCCUAACCCGUCUUCACCAUCUCGGUCCAAUACAGACAGAGUGGCUCGUAUACCACAAACUCGGGCAGCGCCUUUGCCGUACCGGCCAUUACCAUUCGCCUCGUCAGACAAGAGCAAGCAGGACGACCAGCAGCAGCAGCAGCAAGGAAAGAAGGAGAAAGGAAAGGAAAAGCCGGAAGCUCUCGACAGUCUCUUUUCACAGCGGAAACUGCCCCUUAUUGGCGCAGCCCUGGCUGCGGGUGUCCUGGGCUUCUACAUUAUGCCCCUGCUCAUCACCUACCUCAAGGGCGGCUGCCGCGACGACCACCAGCACGCCGAGGUUGCGCCCGAUGCCAUUCCCACGGGUCUUCCUCCCGUCGGUGCUGCCGCAUUUGACGCCUCUCUGGAUGUGCCAGAGCGCAUCAUGGGCAUCAAGCAUGAGCGCAAGAAGCUGGCCAGCGGGUCGUCGGGCGCCGUACUCGAGGUGGCCGUCGGCACCGGCCGCAACGUGAGCUACUACGUGUGGGAUCCGGCUACGUUCACACCCUCCUACAUCAGGUCCUCGGCUGCGACAGCCGACUUGCUCAACGGAAACAAGGAGCGUCCCAAGAUCACAUCGUUUACGGGCGUCGACUUGUCGGGUGAGGCGCUGGGCAUGGCGCGCACACAGCUGCGCGUCACCGUCCCGGCUGUGGCUGCUGCCAUCCCCAAGAAGGCGCCCGCCAUCGAUGACGCUGUCAGCGCCGAUGCCGAGGUCGUCAGUACCCUCGACGGCAAGGUGCGCCUCAUCCGCGGCGACGCGAUGCAGCCCUUGCCGCUGCCCGCGCCGUCGACCAACACCGCCCGCUACGAUACGGUCGUCCAGACCUUUGGCCUCUGCUCGGUGGCCGACCCCGUCGUCCUGAUUGCCAACAUGGCCGCCGUCGUCAAGCCCGAGACGGGCCGCAUUGUCUUGCUCGAGCACGGCCGCGGCAGUUGGUCCGUGGUCAACUCGCUGCUGGACCAGUACGCGAGCCGCCAUUUUGCCCGCUUUGGCUGCUGGUGGAACCGCGACAUGGCGGCGAUUGUGGCCAAAGCACAGGAGACGGUUCCCGGUCUGGAGGUGGUGUCGGUGAAGCGGCCAGGGUGGCUGCAAUUCGGGACGCUCUGGAAGAUUGAGCUGCGGGUGAGGGAGGCCGCAGCAAAGAAGUAA